GGCGGAGCCGUAGCGGGCACGGAGAGGAGGUGACCCCGCAGAAGGUAAUAAGUCAUCAUUUGUCAAGAUGUCGUCAGCACCUGAGCCUCCAACAUUUAAAAAGGAACCACCCAAAGAGAAAGACUUUCAAAACCCAGGGCUCAGAGGGGUGCGCACAACGACCUUAUUUCGAGCUGUGAAUCCAGAGCUCUUCAUUAAACCUAACAAACCUGUAAUGGCUUUUGGAUUGGUAACCCUUUCGCUUUGCGUGGCAUAUAUUGGUUAUCUACAUGCAACACAAGAGAAUAAAAAGGACCUCUAUGAAGCUAUUGAUAGUGAGGGACACAGUUAUAUGAGGAGGAAAACAUCUAAAUGGGAUUAAUAGUGAUGGUUACUGCAAAUGAAGCCUUAUUAAGGACUCUGAAAUCUUCAGAUGAAAGACUUUACAAGCACACGGUAUCAUGUUUCUUGUUCUAGAAUAUGUUAAUGAGAGAAGAUAGCAAUUGCACCCAGACAACUGUAGUAAAUUUUUUGCUUUCAUAGCUGCAGCCAUCAUCUCAUUCUUUUUCUACAGAAAAUGUCACAAUAUUUUUCUAUUAUUCAAUCCUUUUAUAAAAGUGCCAUGAGAAUAGAAGUUAUUUUUGUUAAUUAUUAAGUUCUAUGUAAUAAAAAUACCCAGUGCU
Messenger RNA from Propithecus coquereli (Coquerel's sifaka), 662 nucleotides. It is a transcript of the gene SMIM8, whose product is annotated as small integral membrane protein 8. NCBI's taxonomy places the organism in Eukaryota, Metazoa, Chordata, Mammalia, Primates, Indriidae. The record is from RefSeq and is a predicted model, not a curated record. The transcript has 3 exons. Bases 68 to 361 code for a protein of 97 amino acids.